AACGGGUUCUGAUAUCCGGAUAUGAUAAAUCCCCCCGAGAUUAUUUUAAGACUUACAAAUAUACAACAUGGAGGACAUUAACCGAUAGGAGAUGAAAAUAAGAAUUUUGAAAUAAUAUUAAUUCACCUAAAUCGAGAUGGGUAACAAUGCUUCCCAACUAGAGAAAGAAAUCGGCUCUGAACAGCUUCCUGCAAAUGAGCAUUAUUUUGGACUUGUUAAUUUUGGGAACACCUGUUACUGCAACUCAGUUCUACAAGCCUUGUACUUCUGUCGACCGUUCAGAGAAAGAGUUCUUCAAUUCAAACAACAUCAGAAAAACAACAAAAAGGAAUCUCUACUGACAUGCCUGGCAGAUCUUUUUUAUAGCAUAGCUACACAAAAGAAAAAAGUGGGCACCAUUGCACCAAAGAAGUUCAUAACUCGACUGAGGAAAGAGUAUGAACUCUUUGACAAUUUUAUGCAGCAAGAUGCUCAUGAAUUUUUAAAUUAUUUGCUGAACAGAGUUUCAGAGCUUCUUCAAGCAGAAAAGCAAGGAAAUAAAGGCAAAACAAAUGGAGCAGAAAAUCAGAAUAAAACAGAACCAACUUGGGUUGAAGAAUUAUUCCAGGGCACAUUUACCAAUGAAACUCGUUGUCUCAAUUGUGAAACGGUGAGCAGUAAGGAUGAAGAUUUCUUGGACCUCUCUGUAGAUGUGGAACAGAACACUAGUAUAACACACUGUUUGAGAGGCUUCAGCAGUAUGGAGACUCUUAGUGCCGAGCACAAGUAUUACUGUGAAGUGUGUUGCAGCAAACAGGAGGCUCAGAAAAGAAUGAGGGUGAAGAAACUUCCUCAGAUUUUAGCUCUACAUUUAAAAAGAUUUAAGUACAUGGAACAAAUGAAUAGGUUUACAAAGCUCUCCUACCGCGUCGUCUUUCCACUUGAACUUCGACUGUUCAACACGUCUGAUGACGCCUGUAAUCCUGACAGAAUGUACGACCUUGUUGCUGUGGUAAUACACAUAGGAAGUAGUCUCAAUCGAGGUCAUUACAUCAGCAUUGUCAAAAGCGAUGGCUUCUGGUUGCUGUUUGAUGACGAUAUUGUAGAUAAAAUAGACUCCAGUACAAUAGAGGAUUUCUAUGGAAUCCCUUCAGACCUGCAGAAGAAUUCAGAGACUGGCUACAUUCUGUUUUAUCAGUCAAGAGAGUAGAGUGCAAUGCAAUCUCACCACUGUGUAGCAAUCGACUAUGUCUGGCAUGUUUUUGCUGUUCAUCAGCUGUUUAGAGUGUAUGUACUUUUAUUCAUACUGUAAUUUAUGUCACAUUGAAGAUGAACUAUUUCGUAAUGUAUGUGAAUCAAUGACCAAAGUAUUUAUUGAUGUUCCUUACAUUGUUAAUUGUGAUUCAACGGGUCAUAUUGUUAUGACAGAAUUACCUUAUUUCUCCAAAUGUGAUAUUGUUUUAUUCACAUUCAGUCAGAGUUGUUAUUCCAUUGUGUAGGGUAUGUCUUUUGGUAUGUCUUUUUAAAUCUUUCAUGGUGUGAUAAUGGUUGCUUAAAUUUUCCAGAAAGUUGAUUAAUAAUUGAUAUUGUGAUCAUGUUUACUUGGGUAUCAUCCCUCAUGUGCAUGGUACAAGGAUGUUGAAAUUUGUUACAUGCUGAAUGAUGUACAUAUUUAAUUUUCUUGGAAUUGAAGAAUGAUGUUAUUUAAUUGCAAGCUAAUGUGUAAAAGAUUCAUUGUCUGAUUGUUGAUUGAGUACUACGUAAUAUCAGAUUAGCAUUUAAAUUGGACUGGACAGCUGUUUUAUUUAUAUAAAUGUAUAUUUUUAGCUUGCUUGGACUAAUGUCCAGAGAGCUAUUGACUUUGUGAUACCUCUGAUAUCAUCACAUUAUUUUUUUUGUUUUUUGGUUUUUUUUUGUCAAAUUCCAAUCACUUUUGAAGUUUAUAUUGAAUGACUUUAAUAUUUUUAGAGUAGCUCUCAGAUCUAAUCCCUUAAAUUUAUGUUAUUUUUUUAAAAUGUAUUUUCAAGUUAUUAAUAAGGUUAUUCAUUAAAAAAAAUUGCUUUUGGAUGAUUUUUUUUUCUAUAUCCUAAUAUUUAAAGAUAUUUAUUAGGCAAGACUUUCCUAUGUCAAGGAUAGGGUAGCAUUUUGUACAGAUUUUAGUAGAUUUCCAUCACAUCAAAGUCGACAAUAUGCUUCGAAACUACAUGUACAUUGCAUUAUACAAAUUUUUAACUAUCAUGGCAAGCUGUCUUCACGGAUUAUAAAGUGUAAACUGACCCAAAACAGGUUAUAUUGCAUAAUAUGCCCCAAAAUUGAAUUCAUUCCUUAAAUACAUAUGAAUUUAUCAUAAACUCGGGUAUUUACCUGCUAUUUUAUGCAUCAUAAAAUGGAUACACUGUCCAAGAAUGAAUAUUAUCAUGUACAUGUAUUCACUUUGGGCAUUUUUGAUAUCUUCAAUCAUAAUACAGUUAUAGUUGUUAGUAAAGAUUGUGCUGGACGUAAUUUAAUAUGUGUUUUAUUCCCCUAUUUGAUCAACUCAGAAAGAAAUGUCUCCCGUCUCAAAAUAUUUUAUUGCUGUAUCUCGAGAAAAUUUGAAAAUUGAUAUUUCAUAUCAAGUGUGUGAAAAAAAUUUUGUGAUUGUUCACCAAAAGCAUAUGUCUUUGUUCCUUUGUAACAGUGAUUAGCCCACUUAAACUCAUUCUUUACAGUUUUUGCUGAAACGUAGGACAUUUUUCAUCUUUACCUACCAAAGCAUAACAUGAUAUAUCAAAAUGGUGGAUCUGGAGGGGUCAUUAUGGACUGCUUAAAUGCCCUGCUGUGUCAACAACUGCUUCAAGAUCUGCAAUCAGUUCGACUGUAAUAAUCUUGUGUUGACUGUUGCAAUAUUGUCAUCUUUGUGAUCAGAAGUGACUGUUUCUGUUCACUGAUAUCGUUUAUCUUGUCAGACACCUGCUAGCUGUCAUGUAGAUGCAGAUCUUACUUCCUCAUUUAAAUGUGCUUCUGAAAUUUCACUGGUACAAUUAAAAUUGCAGACAAUGUUGAAUUUAUGUAGAGCUUUGAAAUUGUGUCUCUCUUUCUCUCUGUUGAAUUUUCAAAUGAUUUUAGUGUCUGGUUUAUCACUCAGCAUAGCUGAAAUUCUGAUUAAAGUUUGUCUGACAUUUGUCUCUAUGAGCUUCUCACCUUGUCAACUUAACACUUGUUAUUCACAAAAACCUCUGGACCAUUUCAAAUAUGCUUAGCACAAAGCAUCCUUAAGUGAAGGGGGUUCACUCAGUUUUGUUCAGAUCAAGUGUCUACAGUCAAGGAAAGGGAGAUAAUUGAGAAAUAAUGAUAGUAAGGUUGAUCAAAGCUGCUUUUCUCAAGAACCACUGAAGCAGAAAAGCCGACCCUACAUGAAAGUUUCUUUAUAUAAUGAAGAAUAAAGUUUGUUUAAACCAUGGGCCCUGGUGCCAGUAUGGGCCACAAUAGGGGCCCAAAGUUUUACAUAGGAAUGAAUGGAACCACAUGGGAACAAUUCAGUGAAUUGAUAUACAUGUACAAGCUUUCACACGAAAUGUAGAUUCAAUUUUAUUUACACCAUCACCUGUGGAACCACAAUAGGGUUUAAAUGUUUACAUGGGAAAAUAAUAGUCAUGGUCAAUCCAAUUAAAAUUAGAUGGAUCCUGUAUGUAACUGAGUGGAUCGAAUGCCUAAUUUUAAUUGGACUGCCUUAAGAGUCUUGGUGGGGCCACAACAGGGGUUUAAAGUUUUACAUAGGAUUUUUUUUUUCAGUAGCUUCUCGAGAACCAUAAAGAUGUAAUUUGUCAAAUUAUUUUUUGAGUAUCCUCAUGUAAUGUGAGAUUAGGAUUGUCCACAGCAUGAUUCAUGGGGUCUAGGUCAGGGCUAGAAGUAGGGAUUUAAUUAUCUCAAGAUUGAACCACAAGGACAAACUGGUUCAAGGGCAAACUAUGUCAAAUCAUAGUAAUAUGCAUUCAUCAUUCAAGAGUUACCUAAGCCAGGGUGGAGCCAUAAUAUAGAUUUAGUGUAUUAUUAAUGAAAAUGCAAUGGCUCAGGUGAGAGAUGUGGCCCCAUGACCUCUUUGUUUUAACAUUUCAUUCCACUUUACUUUGAAAUUGAGACAAAUUGUAUGAAGAUAUUACCUUAAACUUCAUGCUGUCAGUUUUAAAGGUCAUUACUGUAUGUCUUCUUGCAUUACGUGGCUCUUGUAUAUAUACUCAAGACUAACAUCUGAAAUUGAUACCAAAAUGCACCAAGUUUAUGUGCUAAUCACAAAUAUCUGUAUUUUGUGUUAGUUAUUGACACGGAACCAUGGUGACAGGUAAUGAGAAGCUAGUGAAAAGGGGAGGCAUGGAUUGAUAUCACUGAAUGUUGUGGUCCCAGCAUUGCUUAUUUUACUUGGCUAUCAAGUUUGUGAUAUUGUCUUGUUUGUGAUAUUAUUGCUCUUACUGUGUAAAUAGAUUGUGUGAAAUUCCAUGCAUGUUGUACAAAUGUAGAUAAUUUUUGUGUACAAACAUGAUAUGUAUAUUUGAUAACCAAGAUUAAAAAAAAAGGAUAUGUUAAAAA
Molecule: messenger RNA, 4542 nt
Organism: Ostrea edulis (European flat oyster)
Lineage: Eukaryota; Metazoa; Mollusca; Bivalvia; Ostreida; Ostreidae
Product: ubiquitin carboxyl-terminal hydrolase 46-like
Exons: 9
Coding region: 137-1189 (350 amino acids)
Biological process (GO): protein deubiquitination
Cellular component (GO): nucleus; cytosol
Molecular function (GO): cysteine-type deubiquitinase activity; cysteine-type endopeptidase activity
Source: RefSeq, a predicted model, not a curated record